Dendrobium catenatum is the source of this 848-nucleotide messenger RNA. Its product is annotated as dehydration-responsive element-binding protein 1C-like. Gene Ontology annotation, biological process: regulation of DNA-templated transcription. Gene Ontology annotation, molecular function: DNA-binding transcription factor activity; DNA binding. The record is from RefSeq and is a predicted model, not a curated record. The coding region runs from base 37 to 678 and encodes 213 amino acids. The transcript has a single exon. Lineage: Eukaryota; Viridiplantae; Streptophyta; Magnoliopsida; Asparagales; Orchidaceae.
CCGCUCUUCUCUCCCACUCGACCUCACUCCCACACUAUGGAUACAGUAAUCGACGAGCUUUUCUUCGAAGAAGACGAGGAAGAAUACGCCACCGUGUCUUCAGCCCCUCCUAAGCGCCGCGCUGGUCGAACCAAGUUCCGCGAGACCCGCCAUCCCGUUUACAAAGGCGUGCGCCUCCGCGGCGCCGGCAGAUGGGUUUGCGAGGUUCGCGAGCCCAAUAAAAAGUCCCGUAUCUGGCUCGGCACCUUCCCGACCCCGGAGAUGGCCGCUCGCGCGCACGACGUCGCCGCCCUCGCCCUCCGCGGCCGACAAGCCUGUCUCAACUUCGCCGACUCCGCCCGCCUCCUCCCUAUUCCUCCUGCUCCCGCAAGCCCGCGCUCCAUACAGCGCGCUGCCGCCAUGGCUGCCGAGGCCUUCCGCCCCAGGCCGGAUCACGAACAGCAGGAAGAAGCGCCCCCGUCGGACCAGACCCAUACGGAGCCCGAGAGCAGCACGGCCCAAGAUGAUGCCUUUUCCGAUGUGAUGGAUUUCGAUGGGUAUAAUUAUUAUGCGGAUAUGUUGUCCACGGACUCGAGUAUGUACUUCCCGACGGGGUUGACGGCGGCGGGUGGCGGUGUCUUCGGGUGGGACGACGGCGAAUGGCGUGGUGACAUGCCGUUGUGGAGUCACUCCAUUUGACGGUUAUAAUAAUGACGUGGCGUGGCUUGUCUCCGCUAGUAAAUUAGGUGAUGUAUCUUACUGAGCAGCACUUGUACUUGUUUUAUUAUCACCGCUACAGGUGCUUCAGCGUUUGUGUAAUAAACUAUGAACCAGUAGAUAUUUAUAUUUGUUUGAUUCAAGCCUUAGCC